Molecule: messenger RNA, 1140 nt
Organism: Hydatigera taeniaeformis
Lineage: Eukaryota; Metazoa; Platyhelminthes; Cestoda; Cyclophyllidea; Taeniidae
Source: the annotation of a GenBank genome assembly
AUGGAACCAUCUGAACUACGUAGUAAUGAUAAAGGUGAUAUUUGCCCAUUCUGCAGGCCAAAAGAGUUUCAUGAUUUUGAAAACAUUGAGGAUGCUGUUUUCGCCUGGUUAGAUGACAAUACUAACACGCUCCGAAAUUAUAUAUACUCACAUGCCUCCCAAAGCAUUGUUGAGGAUUUGCUUCGUGCAUCAGCAUUCAAGAAGUCAAAGAGUCUAUACCCUUUUCAGAGUAAUUUUGCACGGAUGAAUUCGUUUGUUGCACCUCAAUCGAAAAACAAGGAGAUGCCUAUUCGCAAAAUUAGUAGCAGCGAAUUCGAGCCGUUGGCAUUCCAUCCAAUCUUAGCAACUGGACACGAUGGCUGCCAGUCGUUUCUCGCAUCUGUGUCGAUUGGUGGUGGCCUGCCUAAAAACGACUUCUCGGGUCAGAUGUCCUCCAAAACAGUUUCAACUGAAACUUCUGGUUUGCCCUCCAAUAUAAGUUCCGAUCAGGAAGAAAAACCUGAAGGAUUGAAGGCCCUUGCGGAUACUUUCAAGGAGUUUUAUUCAAACGACGUUAUGAAGGAACUGGUUUUGGACAUUUGGAGCGAUUCAGAUCUGUCAUCACUGUGUUUCAAAAUCCUUAGAAAUGCCUGUCUCCUAUUGAAUGCUGAUCGGGCCUCUUUAUUCAUAGUAGAAGUAAACUCUUCAACGGGUGAUCGAUUUCUUGUCAGUAAAUUAUUCGACGUGACAGCAAAAUGCACAUUAGUUGAGGCUCUGCACAAAUCUGAGGCGAAAACCGUCUCUCUCCCUUUUGGGGUUGGAAUUGUCGGCUGGGUAGCACAGACAGGCGAAGCUGAUCCUCGCUUCAAUCGAGAGGUGGACUUGAAAACGGGUUUCCAUACUCGUUGCCUCAUUUGUAUGCCAAUAAAGGAUGGUGAAGGCAAUGUGCUAGCUGUAGCUCAAGUCAUGAACAAAAAGCAGCAAAAGCCAGUGGAUGAGCAUGACACCUCUCUCGUCUUCUCCACUCGUGAUGUUAACCUGUUUGAAGCCUACACCAGUUUCUGCGGCAUUGGCCUGCAUCAUGCCCAAAUCCUCUUCCGGAGUCAACUGGAGACACGUCGCAGUCAGGCUAGUCUACUUUCACCAUUUCAUGAGAGUUGA